GGAACACAGACCCCAAACACACGUCCUGUUCGUUAACGGUCUUUGGUCAAAGUAUCAUUAGACGAUGCAGGCCCGCGCUUGAUUACGGUCGCUAGACAAGUUACAUACAACCCCCACACACCAUGUGUUUAGCCAUGUUUGUUUAUUUCGAGCACUUUGUACUUGUCCUACUUGGGCUUGUGCUGUACGGUGUGUAUCAACACCAUGGCCUGCGCGGCUUGCUGCGUCUGCUCAUUGUUGGGCUAAAGGAAAUUCCCGGUGUUGGGGAACUUUUGACUUCGGUUUUAAAAUCCGAGGCCAAGAAUUUCUUGAAGACCACAACACUUGCUUCCACUGGCAAGCCGAUGUCUGUUGCUAUCCCCAAAAAAGGACUGACCAAGGAAGAAAUUGAAAAAAAGAUGAUAGAGAUGAAGACGAGAGACACAGAUCACCUAGAGGGAAAAGUCUUUGCCUACACCUACACAUUAACAGACGACCAUUUUAAACUUCAGCAGGAGAUAUACGAACAAUUCACAGAAAAAACUGGCCACUCGCCUGAACAUGAACAGGUGGUCAAAAUGUUUUUAAAAGCGUUCCUGCAUGAAAAUGGACUCAACCCAAUGAUCUAUCCUAGCCUAAGACAGAUGGAAACGGAAGUGGUCGGCAUGACAUGCGCAAUGCUGCACGGGGACAGCGAGACGGUGGGGUUUCUGACGUCAGGGGGGACCGAGAGCGUGCUGAUGGCGGUCAAGACGUACCGUGAUAGGGCUCACAGACUGUACCCGCUAAUCAAAGAGGCGGAAAUUAUCUGCCCCCUCACGCAACAUCCGGCCAUCGGUAAAGCUGCGCACUACUUCGGGUUGUCUAUAAAAUACAUCCCAGUGUUGUCUGACUACACAGCUGAUGUGGACGCUAUGGAAAAGGCCAUCACCCCCAACACUGUCCUGAUCGCAUGCUCCGCGCCCCAGUUCUGCCACGGGAUCGUUGACCCAGUUGAGGAGGUCUCCAACAUGGCGGCCAGGCAUGGCCUGCCGUGUCACGUGGACGCUUGUUUUGGUGGCUUCAUGUUGCCAUGGGUGGAGAAACUCGGCUACCCUGUACCUAAGUGGGACUUCCGGUGUCCAGGCGUGACCUCCAUUUCAGCAGACGUCCACAAAUAUGGCUACUCUGUUAAGGGCGCUAGCGUCAUAGCUUACAAGAACGACGAGAUCAGAAAAUUCCAGAUUUAUUCCUUCGCUUCCUGGCCCGGGGGCUUAUAUGGUAGCCCGUCUCUUGCGGGCACCAGACCAGGUGGCAACAUUGCGGCGUCAUGGGCGGCGCUCAAUUUUCUCGGCGAGGAGGGCUACAUGGCAAAAGCUAAGGACUUGAUGGCGAUUACAGAUUAUCUAAAGGAGGAGAUUAAUAAAAUAGAGGGUCUAUAUAUUCUGGGCAAUCCGCAAAUGACUUGCUUUGCUAUCGGAUCCAAAGAUCCCCAGCUAGAUAUUCUGGCCGUUGCUGAUUUGAUGGAGAAGAAAGGCUGGGUGAUUGAACGCGAGCAGAACCCCAGUUGUAUCCACUGCUCCAUCCUGCCCCACCACCAGGUCUCCAAGGAAAGUCUGAUCGAGGACCUCAAAGACUGCGUCAUCAACGCUAAGGGCCGAAAGCAGCUGUCUAAACAAGGGACAGCCGGCAUGUAUGGGAUGAUGGCCACAAUUCCAGACUCGGCCAUUGUAGAGGAUUUCAUCAAGGAGUUUUUCUCGGCCGUCUAUAAGCUACAGUAGACAUUUGUGUGGGGGUUUCAUCAAGUUUUCUUGGCCGUCUAUAAGCUACAGUAGACAUUUGUGUGGGGGUUUCAUCAAGUUUUCUUGGCCGUCUAUAAGCUACAGUAGACAUUUGUGUGGGGGUUUCAUCAAGUUUUCUUGGCCGUCUAUAAGCUACAGUAGACAUUUGAGUGGGUGCUACAUCGAGAUUUUUUAACAGUAAAAAUAAGUAGCCAGUGAAGCGGUUAGACUCAAAAAAUUAACUCAUCGAAAACACAUUUUAUUUGUAUAGUUGAUUAUGUGCACCGUAUAUAUAUAUAUAUAACAACAAUUAACUUUCAUUAAGAAAAAUUUAAAAUUCCAACCAGUCCCUACCAUACAAACAUAUAUUAUUUACAUUGAACCAUGUUUACUUAAAACAAAACCCACUAACUUAAGUUUGCUUGGUUCAAUUGUUUACCUGUUUAAGUUUAUCCUCAUCAGGACAAAAGAAGGCGGUGUUUGUUUUUGUCACUAAGGUAAAUAUUUAACAAACUGGAAGGUAUUUCCUCAACAGUCAAGGGGACUGAAUUCAAUAUAUUUAAAUACUCAGAACCUCCAUCCAACGAAAACAAAAGAAGUAUUAGUAAAAUUAUUAAGAGUGGUUUUCCUUUCAGGCUCUCUCCAGGUGGUGAGAGAGAUAUACUUAAACCAUUAUCGUCUUCCCACAACCUUGCUUAAGAGACCAAUGCUUUUUGUGUAGCUAUAUUCUAUGGUGGCUUAUGAACAUUAUAUAUCAACACAAUAUUUAAAAUUCAUGUAAAACAUUGACGACAAAAAAAAAACAAAACUCCAAGAUGUCACCACUUUGUUUAUUUACAUGAGCAUAUUCUUCUAACCAAAUCGGCAUGAAUGAAUACAACAUCAACCAAUAAAUUAUCUAUUCUACACCAUCAA
This is a messenger RNA of Physella acuta, 2654 nucleotides long. RefSeq names its product sphingosine-1-phosphate lyase 1-like. Gene Ontology annotation, biological process: carboxylic acid metabolic process. The record is from RefSeq and is a predicted model, not a curated record. Gene Ontology annotation, molecular function: carbon-carbon lyase activity; pyridoxal phosphate binding. NCBI's taxonomy places the organism in Eukaryota, Metazoa, Mollusca, Gastropoda, Physidae.